UCUGCGGGCCGCUCACCUGUCGGCCGGGCUCCCGCGCUCGCCUGCGCCCCGGGCCCCCGCGCCUCCCCGGCGGUCCGCGCUCGGCUGGGGGCGGAGGCCCGGCCACCAUGAUACAUUUCAUAUUGCUUUUCAGUCGACAGGGGAAAUUACGGCUGCAGAAAUGGUACACGACGCUCCCUGACAAAGAAAGGAAAAAGAUCACCCGGGAGAUUGUUCAGAUUAUCCUCUCUCGUGGUCAGAGGACGAGCAGUUUUGUUGACUGGAAGGAGCUCAAACUCGUUUAUAAAAGGUAUGCCAGUUUGUAUUUUUGCUGUGCAGUAGAAAAUCAGGACAACGAGCUCCUGACACUAGAGAUUGUGCAUCGUUACGUGGAGUUGCUCGACAAAUACUUUGGAAAUGUCUGUGAGCUGGAUAUUAUCUUCAAUUUUGAAAAGGCUUACUUUAUUCUUGACGAGUUCAUAAUGGGUGGAGAAAUUCAGGAAACGUCCAAAAAGUCUGCUGUGAAAGCCAUUGAAGAUUCUGAUAUGUUACAGGAGACAAUGGAAGAAUAUAUGAACAAGCCUACGUUUUAGCUGCGCGACGGUUGAAGAUGCCCUGUGCCAGCCGCUGCGAGCCUGAACCCUAGCAGCGCCGCACCGGCUCCCUGCAGUCUCCGGCAUGAUGCCAAAAAUAACUCAAAAGGGAUUUUUUGUUAACUAGCAGCAAGUUAUUUAACAUGUUUAGCACUAUUACAUGUCUGUGUUGUCUGCACACCCCUACUUGGUGUAGCUCUGGGUGUUAAAAUAACUGCUGCAGUGACUCCACUGAUGGAAUAUUUGUUCGUGAUGUUUGAACUCCACCUGCUAUGUCUAAGCUAAUUUAAAUAAACAUGUUGCAGUAUGUUUUUUUUUUUGUGGUUGUUGCAUUUGAUCCUCUACUGACAGCCGAAAACUGGAAAACUGUAUCGUAGUAGCCCAUGAUUUUGAAUGUGAAAUAUAUGUCCCACCAAUAAUUCUUUUCUAAAUGUUUAGCUUUUUAAACUGUGUCAUAAUUCGAAGUCAUGCUAAUAGUUCAGAGUUCAUACCUAAUGCUCGGCAUUUUUCAUAUACAUUAGUAAAACGUAAUUCCAGUCUAGAUACAAUGUAUCUGAUUUUAGUGUCCUGAAUUCUUUUUUUUUUUUUCAAGGUUGGAGUUAAGGAAAAUAACCAAAGAUAACAAGGGACUUAAAUGGUUUUGCUAUCUUGGAAGCUGCUAUCUAGUUGAGGUUUUAAUUUUUUAAUUUUUUACUUUUUAAUUGAACGUAAAGGGCAUUCCAAUAAGGCCAUGUUUCCUAUAAACUCUAUGUAUUUAUUAAGGAUUUGCACCUUCUGGAGAUACAGUGUCUAUGACUUCCCUUACUAUGAAAACAGUAUAAUGAAGACUAAUACCAAUAGCAGCAAUUCUUAUUUUUACUUCAAUUUUAAUAAUUUUUACGGUUCCAGGGACUCGUUACUUGAAAGAUUUUGCUUCAACUGUGUUUUAAUGUGCAUCUCCUAUAUUUUUCAAAUUAUUGUUUAUUAGACUUGGAGAAUUGAAUAGUAUUACAGCCUAUGUGGUAGAUGCUCUUCCUUCUUUCUCAUUUCUUCAUGCCCCCAAAUUAACUAUUUGCUGCUGACCAUUAUUAUCGUGAAUAUGUUGUAUUCGUGCUUCCUGGAAUGAACGUUCUGUCUACAGCAGUAGUAAAUGUGAUCACGCAUUAUAGGGAAAUAGCUCCUAAUACUCGGUCUUGGGUUUCCACUUCCAACGUCCUACCUGUGCCUUUUCAUUACCAGUUUUGAGGCCUGAUAUGAUUUCUGUUGAGUUAGGGGUUAGGGGCCCCUCGUGCUUUUCCUAUGAGAAGAGUGGGCUCGCUGUUGUAUUCUUUCUCUAGAUGAUCCUAUAUGGUAGAUCUUUAGAGGCCAUGAAGGAAAAAUGUCUUCUUGGAGGGAAAAACAUCCUCUUUGAUUCAUCUUGCCAGAUUUAGGGGAAAAUAAGAUAAGACCGCAAGAACAGAAGAAAACAUGGACCAAUUCCUCAACAGAGCCAUUGCUAGAAAGAAAUAACUCAGAUUAGUAUAUAACAGAAUUAUUGGGCUUUUAAUAUCUAAUAUUUACUCAAAUUAAUCAUGUGAUGACAAUGAUGGCCUCGGAUUAAAGUUUAACUGUCAUUUUGAUCACUUAGGUUUAUUUUAUGUCUUCAGAUGUGUGGUUUUGCUUUUUUUUUUUGUCAAUAUAGUGGAACUCUUUAUUUUUAAAAAGUUUUGUAGAGAUGGACUUUAUGUAAAUCAACACAGUUUCUCUGGUUCUUUUGAAGUUUUCCACCGUUUUGAGGUGAAGGUAUUUAUUCAUGAUUCUUUCAAAUUGGAUAAUUCCACCUCGGACCCUGCUGAGCUGUAUGUAGGGCUUUUCAGACUCUGUGUCAGUGUCUCACAUAGAAAAUGAACAUAAUGAUGUAGCACACUGUAAAUUUGAGAGAUUUGGAGGACUUUUUAUGUGAGUCUUGGGGAAAAUAAUCAUUAUAUUUUCUUUAUAUUAUACAAUUGUAAUAAAACU
Messenger RNA from Nyctereutes procyonoides (raccoon dog), 2549 nucleotides. RefSeq names its product adaptor related protein complex 1 subunit sigma 3 (gene AP1S3). Gene Ontology annotation, cellular component: membrane coat; AP-1 adaptor complex; intracellular membrane-bounded organelle. Gene Ontology annotation, molecular function: clathrin-cargo adaptor activity. The transcript is spliced from 5 exons. Gene Ontology annotation, biological process: vesicle-mediated transport; intracellular protein transport. Bases 108 to 572 code for a protein of 154 amino acids. NCBI's taxonomy places the organism in Eukaryota, Metazoa, Chordata, Mammalia, Carnivora, Canidae. The record is from RefSeq and is a predicted model, not a curated record.